AUGUCAUAUUUUAGUAUUCAAAGAGUUUCAAAUGAAAUUAAUAUUAGCAAUUCCAAUUCAAAUAAACGUGAAUAUUUUGGUUUACGUAUUCUAACAAGUGUAUUAGAAUUGGAAUCGCCACAAUUGUUACGAGCUGUUGCUUAUAAACUUGUCGAACUUCGUCUAUUCAAUGUUGAUUUAGAUGUCAUUGAACCAACCGGUGAAGAAUGCUAUGAUUUCCAUAAAAAUACAGCUAUUGGUGGAAUGAUAAGUCAUGAUUUUACAACUGGCUAUGAAUCAGAAGAAUAUCUAAUUCGAAAAGCUGUCAAAGGUACAUAUAUAGUUUGUGUAAAAUAUUUUACUAAUCAUCAACUAAGUUUAACUGGCGCAACGACAAUAAUGGUACAUAUCUAUAAGUAUUAUGGUCAAUCGAAUCAAUAA
Rotaria sp. Silwood2 is the source of this 420-nucleotide messenger RNA. Lineage: Eukaryota; Metazoa; Rotifera; Eurotatoria; Philodinida; Philodinidae. The record is from the annotation of a GenBank genome assembly.